This is a messenger RNA of Penicillium manginii, 1329 nucleotides long. Its product is annotated as glycoside hydrolase family 43 protein. NCBI's taxonomy places the organism in Eukaryota, Fungi, Ascomycota, Eurotiomycetes, Eurotiales, Aspergillaceae. The coding region runs from base 1 to 1329 and encodes 442 amino acids. The record is from RefSeq and is a predicted model, not a curated record. Gene Ontology annotation, molecular function: hydrolase activity, hydrolyzing O-glycosyl compounds. The transcript has 2 exons. Gene Ontology annotation, biological process: carbohydrate metabolic process.
AUGCAAAAUCCUUCGAAAACCGGGCAACCCAAUACCCACGACGUCUCGGCGACUGGUGAUUUACAAGUGGCAGGGCAAUUGUCAGACAGCGAGGGAAGUCAAGCGGGACUGGAAUCGAAGCAACCGGGGGAUAUUGAAAGCGAAGGGAAGAAGAAGGGCCUCUUUGCGCGGCCCUGGUCGCGAGGACAAAUCGGCAUAUUCAGUGCACUAUUGUUCGUGGGACUCGGAUUAGUGGCAAUCAUCAUUGCUCUGCCCAUCAUCUUCACGAGAAAGAAGAACCCGGACCUGGGCGAUACAUACCACCUGUAUCAUUCGAACCACGACGACCCUAGCUACAAGAUUAGAGAGAAUCGCCCCGUCUUCGCCAUUCACAACUUCCCAGACCCGGGUCUGCUCGAACACAACGGCACAUGGUAUGCCUAUGGGACGAACCCCGAGAAGCAUGACCCUAAUACCAUCCACAUCCCCGUGGCGACAUCUACCAACUUUGUCAACUGGACUCUGCACCAUGACUAUGACGCGAUGCCAACCCUCGGCGGCUGGGAACGCAGUGUCAACCACUGGGCACCAGAUGCGAUUCAGCGGGACGACGGAAAAUUCGUAAUCUACUACGCAGGCCAGACAAAAGAUUUCAAAACGCACCACUGCAUCGGAGCCGCCGUAUCAAAAGGCACCGACCCGCUCGGUCCCUACAUCCCUCUCAACGAAUCCCUCGCCUGCCCACACAAAUACGGCGGCGCAAUCGACCCAUCCCCUUUCAAAGAUACCGACGGCACCCUCUACGUCGUCUACAAAGCCGACGGCAACAGCGUCGGCAGCGGAGGAUACUGCGGCAACAGCCGUCUGCCCCGUCGCCCCGUGCCGAUAAUGCUUCAAGAGCUGGAAAGCGACGGCGUCACGAAAGUAGGCGAGCCAACGACAAUCCUCGACAUCGACGACUCGGACGGCCCGCUCGUCGAAGCGCCGGAUAUCAUCCGCACCGCCAAUGGGACGUAUUUCCUCUUCUUCUCGUCGCAUUGCUUCACCUCGCUCGGGUAUAAUGUCAAAUAUGCGCACGCCGGCUCCGUCAAGGGUCCGUAUACCAGAGCUGAGCGGCCACUUCUGCAGACGACGGAUUUCGGUCUGGAAGCGCCUGGCGGCGCGACGAUCUCGAAGGAUGGGACGAAGAUGGUUUUCCAUGCGAAUUGUGGUGGGUGGAGGUGUAUGUAUGCCUCGGCGAUUGACAUUCGGGCUGUGAAUAGCACAGUUGUCUUGUCGACUCUCGAGUUCGAGGUUUUUGGGAACAGCACGGCGAAUAGUUCCAGUUCUGCCUCGAGUGUUUCGUCUUGA